Molecule: messenger RNA, 1578 nt
Organism: Penicillium cinerascens
Lineage: Eukaryota; Fungi; Ascomycota; Eurotiomycetes; Eurotiales; Aspergillaceae
Product: PH domain protein
Exons: 4
Coding region: 1-1578 (525 amino acids)
Source: RefSeq, a predicted model, not a curated record
AUGUCGUCCCCAACAAGCCCCGUGGAUGCCAAGCUCCCUCAGCGGUCGGCCACCGUGAGCAGCGGCUUCACUCGCCGUACGUCUAUGAGCGAUGACGAGGCCAUCCCCGAUACCGAUAGCACUGAGACUACCAAUCUGCUAAUCGAGCGUCUGCGUGCUUGGAAGCACAUGUGCGGUAACCUUGAGGACUAUGUCAACGCCUGCGCCAAGGUGUGCAAGUCUCAGUCUAAGGACCAUGAGAAGAUCCUCAAAACCGUUAGCGACCCUUUGAAGGAGGGCCACCAUUUCAGCUCCAGUGGUGGUGGUGUGACCGGUUUGUUCGAGAACAUGCGCAACAACUCCCAGGGCAUGGUGAAUAUGUACCUUGAAACCGAAAAGAACCUGAAGGGCAGUGUGCUCCCUACCCUGGAGCGUCUCCAUAAGGAGAUCAAGAACAAGUCCAAGGAGCUCAAGUCAGGCGCCUCCAAGGGCGCCAAGGCCGUGGAGAAGGCCCGCCAGACGACCCAGAAGCACAUUGAGCUGCUCGGCCAGAACUCCGCCACGUUCGAUGCGGCUGCUGGCAACAAGAUUGAUCAGCAUCAUGAUCCCUACAUCCUCAAGCGGGGCAUCAACUACCGCCUCAACAAGCAGGUGAUCGAAGAGAACAACCACCGCAAUGACAUCCUGGCUGUGCAGAACUCAUUCCAGCAGUUCGAGGGACAUCUUCUCCUGACCGCGCAGGGCGCCAUGGAGCAGUUUUUCCUGUUCAUGGGUGGCCAGCUGGAACGCCAGCGCGCCAUGUACGCCGACAUCUUGAGCACGGCUCAGCGCAUUCCGCCAGACUUCGAGUGGGUGAACUUCGUGGUGCGCAACGACUCUGUCCUGGUCAACCCCGACUCGCCGCCCCGCUCAUUCGAAAGCAUCAGCUUCCCUAACAUGGAGCACCGGUCCACUAAGCCCCUGAUUGAGGGCUCGCUGGAGCGCCGCUCCCGCGCCGUCAUCAAGGGCUACAGCACUGGCUACUAUGUUGUCACCCCGGCUCGCUACCUGCACGAGUUCAAGAGCGACGACGACUUCAAGAAGGAUCCAGCCCCGGAGCUGUCUCUCUACUUGCCCGACUGCAUCGUUGGCGCUAUCGACGGUGUCAAGUUCAAUGUCAAGGGUAAGGACGUCUCCAGCAGCAAGGUCGGCAACGCCUUCCACACCAACACCGAACUCAGCUUCAAGGCUCACACCCCCAGCGACGCUGAGAAGUGGUGGUCGGUUAUCAAGGAGGCCACCCGUGGCCCCGUUGCCUCGCCUGCAGCCUCCGCUGGCCCCUCGCGCAGCGCUUCCGCCAGCCAGCCCCCUAUCUACGCCGAACAGGACGACGCGAAGGUGGCUGAGAAGGAGACCGAGAAGGAAGCCGAGAAGGGAGCCUCCCCGGAAGCCUCCCCGGAAGCCUCCUCGGCUGCUUCCCCCAGCACCAAUGUAAAGGAAGCAAAUGAAACCAAGGAGGCUGCCGGCCCCGGCCUCAGCCGUAGUGACACCACUACCAGCCACUUCCACACUUCUCCUGGUGGCUCAGCUGUUCCGGAAAAGCCCGAGGAGAAGGUCUAA